This is a messenger RNA of Phacochoerus africanus (Common warthog), 2249 nucleotides long. It is a transcript of the gene CHST11, whose product is annotated as carbohydrate sulfotransferase 11. Bases 663 to 1721 code for a protein of 352 amino acids. Gene Ontology annotation, cellular component: membrane. The record is from RefSeq and is a predicted model, not a curated record. The transcript has 3 exons. Lineage: Eukaryota; Metazoa; Chordata; Mammalia; Artiodactyla; Suidae. Gene Ontology annotation, biological process: proteoglycan biosynthetic process; carbohydrate biosynthetic process. Gene Ontology annotation, molecular function: sulfotransferase activity.
AGGGCUUUUGGGACCCUGCGGGAGCGCGGCGCGCACUCUGCACUCCCCGGGAAACAGCUGGACGCGACCAAAUCCCCGGUAGGGGCGGGGGGAGCGCGACGCUCCGCCCCGGCGCUCGGGUCCCUCCCUCCGCCCGGCUCUCCGCAGGCGCCCUCCCCUCGCCGGGGGCUGCGAGUUGCAUUUGGUAAAACCCAGCCCCGGAAUAUAUAGAUCAUUGGAGCGCAAUGAAGUAGCCUGUGGAGACGAGGGAGGGGGCCCGUCCGACAACCACAGAGGCCGGCGCAGAGGCAGCGGCAGCGGCAGCGCGGCUGCACCACCAUCACCGCUCGCACCCCAGCCGCCCGGCCCGCGAGGAGGCAGCGGCUGCCGCCGGCGGGAGCGGAGGCGGCGGCGGAGAGGCGAGAAGGAGCAGCAGGAGGAGCACGAGCGCGCAGCCGGCUAGUCCACGCAUCUCCACUUCCAGAGCAACUCCGGCGCCUUCCACACCCUUGCCCAGGGCUCGGGGCUCCGAGAGCAGCCGCGGAGCCAGCCUGAUUCUCCCUGCGAACCCUGCCGAGCCCUGCCCUGCGCCUCCCGGGCUCCGCUCGGCGCGGCGGGGUCCCCGCUCUUGCGCUCCGGGAGCGCCUCCCGGACACCCGGGUCCCCGCAGCCAGGACAAAGCCAUGAAGCCGGCGCUGCUGGAAGUGAUGAGGAUGAACAGAAUUUGCCGGAUGGUGCUGGCCACUUGCUUGGGAUCCUUUAUCCUGGUCAUCUUCUAUUUCCAAAGUAUGUUGCACCCAGUCAUGCGGAGGAACCCCUUCGGCGUGGACAUCUGCUGUCGGAAGGGGUCUCGAAGCCCCCUGCAGGAACUCUACAACCCGACCCAGCUGGACCUCUCCAAUACGGCCGUCCUGCACCAGAUGCGCCGGGACCAGGUCACAGACACGUGCCGGGCCAGCAGCGCCAUGAGCCGCAAGCGGCGGGUGCUGACCCCCAACGACCUCAAGCACCUGGUGGUGGACGAAGACCACGAGCUCAUCUACUGCUACGUGCCCAAGGUGGCGUGCACCAACUGGAAGCGGCUCAUGAUGGUCCUGACCGGGCGCGGGAAGUACAGCGACCCCAUGGAGAUCCCAGCCAAUGAGGCGCACGUGUCGGCCAACCUCAAGACCCUGAACCAGUACAGCAUCCCCGAAAUCAACCACCGCUUGAAAAGCUACAUGAAGUUCCUGUUCGUGCGGGAGCCCUUCGAAAGGCUGGUGUCCGCUUACCGGAACAAGUUCACGCAGAAGUACAACACCUCCUUCCACAAGCGCUACGGCACCAAGAUCAUCAAGCGGCAGCGCAAGAACGCCACGCAGGAGGCCCUGCGCAAGGGCGACGACGUCAAGUUCGAGGAGUUCGUAGCCUAUCUCAUCGACCCGCACACCCAGCGCGAGGAGCCCUUCAACGAACACUGGCAGACCGUCUACUCCCUCUGCCACCCGUGCCACAUCCACUACGACCUCGUGGGCAAGUACGAGACGCUGGAGGAGGAUUCCAAUUACGUCCUGCAGCUGGCGGGCGUGGGCAGCUACCUGAAGUUCCCCACCUACGCCAAGUCCACGAGAACUACUGAUGAGAUGACCACGGAGUUCUUCCAGAACAUCAGCUCCGAGCACCAAACGCAGCUGUACGAAGUCUACAAACUCGAUUUUUUAAUGUUCAAUUACUCAGUGCCAAGCUACCUGAAAUUGGAAUGAAGGGUGGGGGUGGGGAGAGGGGAGAGAAUCCUGCUUUUUAAUUUAAGAUUUUUAUUUGUCAAAAGAAUUAUAUGGAUAUUGGGUUAUUUUGUAAAUUAAUAUUUCUUUGGGGAUGAUGCUGCGAGCAGCAUAGUGAGAAUUAUUUAAAAAUCCUUAGUAGGGAAGGACGGCUGUCUUUGCAGGGGAAUAGGAUGGGUGUCCUUGUUUUUAGACGUGAAUCCCGCAACACUGUCUCAGAGGUUUCUUUGUGUUCUGGUGAAUUCCAUGAAUUGUGCAUCUCGUAAAUUCCGAUCGAUGUUAUUUAUAGUUAUUUAAACAUGGUCUCUGUAUAGAUUUCUUUUUGUGGCAGGAAGAUGCUACUGUCUCUGCGGAAGAAAUCUGUUUCAUUUUGUGCUUGCAACAGCUCAUGUGGGGGCAUGAAUGUUCUUCUCACUAACCGCCCAGAGAGUCGCUGUGAUAACAACCAUUGUGCUGUUGAUACAACCGGUCUGGAAAUUCUGCUAGAAAUAAAUAGAGGCAUCUUUGCAA